AGACAAUCGACAAUUCAGAGUUCAGGUUUCAAUCGUCCGGUCGAGAUCUCCGAGUUACAAUUCGCAGAUGUUUUAACAUGUCGGCGGGUCACAUUUUCUUGUUGGUGACGGGAGUGUUGGUGGCAAAUUCUAUUGCAGAGUAUCGAGACAUCGAUCGAAAUAGUCCUCGAGAUUGCAUGUUAUUCACAAACUGGCGCUACCAGGGAAAAUCCCGGAGUAAAUUCAUUUGGAAAUUCGAGGAUUGCCGCCAAAGUAACGUUCAAACACUCUGUGAACGACGGAAAGAUGCAUCAGGAAAAUGUCCAGAGGAUUUCCCAAUGGCUAUUGGAGACAGUUGCUACUGGUUUGAUUUGACUCCAGUAUCGCAUAAUACCGUGAGACCAAAAUGUGCGCGUAAGGGAGGAGAUAUCGCUGCUAUCGACACACCAAGGGAGGCACGAGAAUUGGGAAAACUACUAGCAGCGGUACCCGAUGCGGGAUUUUCGAGCUUCAAAGAAUUCCGAAUAAAAUAUUGGACUGGAUACAAGGAGUAUGUGAACCAACAAGAGGACCGUAAAUGUGUGAUUCUCACAAACAGGAGGAACAAACACAACAACCCCGGGAAAUUCUAUAAAACUAAAGAGAGUUGUGACGGCAUGUCCCAAUUACUCUGUGAGAUGGACAUUCCAUCAACAGGUACAUGCCCUGAUGGUUUCAACGACUUCCAAUUGGGUGGUUCGUGCUACAUGGUGGACUUUGCCUUCAAUGAGCACGACAGGAACAGCAUGUUCUGUAGGGUUGCAAACGACGCCGGCCAUCUUGUUCGAGUUGGUUCAAAUUUUGAGAAAAUCGGGGAAGAACUUUUAAAGCUAUCUAACUUUCCCAAGGGUUCAACUGUUGAGUUCACUCUUGAGAACUCCAACCCCAGGUCGAGCAGGCCUACCAAAGGGAGACGUCCCAAAGACAUGCGCCCCAUUAAGUACAACUAA
Owenia fusiformis is the source of this 968-nucleotide messenger RNA. NCBI's taxonomy places the organism in Eukaryota, Metazoa, Annelida, Polychaeta, Sabellida, Oweniidae. The record is from the annotation of a GenBank genome assembly.